Molecule: messenger RNA, 900 nt
Organism: Closterium sp. Naga37s-1
Lineage: Eukaryota; Viridiplantae; Streptophyta; Zygnematophyceae; Desmidiales; Closteriaceae
Source: the annotation of a GenBank genome assembly
AUGAGCACGGCUCAGCUGAAACAGUGGCUUCUCGAUCAAGGUGUGGAUCUCUCCCCUCGAGAGCACAAGCGCGCCUACUACCUCCGGAUGGCUCUUCCGCUGCUCGCUUCCCCCGGCGCCCCCCUCUCCUUCGCGUCUCCGCAGCUUGGUUCACUGAAUACGCUCUUCUCGCCUCCCAUGGGCUCGCCUGACACGCGCGCUCCACUGAACACGCCCUUCGCGCCUCCCAGGGGGUCUGUACAUGGUGAUGCUUUUGCUUCUGCUCGUUCUGGCGAGCCUCUGUCCGCGGUGGACCAGCAGCAGCGGCGUGGGAAGCUGCAGGAGGGGGGGAAGUCGACCCCUUCGACAGCCGGGAGCGCGUGUGCUACCGCAGGGCAUAAGAGAGCUGUUGAAGCAGCAGCAGGAGCAACGGGACGGCGGGAGAGGGAGGACGAAGCAUGCGCUGGUGUGUAUGAUAAAAAGGAGCACAUGUUUCAGCCCGGGGAACAGCAGCAAGAGCAGCAACCGCAGCAGGGAAACCGUCAGCACCAGUGGCGUGUGCAGCAGCAUCAUCAGCGUCAGCAGCAGCAGCAGCAGCAGCAGCACCAACAGAAAGAGGAGGAGUCAGAUACCAUCUCCUACUUCUCUGCUCUCGAUUUCCCCCAUAUCCCUCCUCAUGGACUCACUAGAGGUCUCAAUCCCGACACGGAGCAGCACAGGCGUCAUGUGCGUGGAUCAGCAUGGGCAGGGAGUAAUGGAGGAAAUGGCGAUGGUGGAGAGGCAAGUGCAGGUGUGGGUGCUGCAGGUGGAGAUGGUGGAGAUGGGAAUGUGGAGACGCGCGAUGGUACCUGGGGGUGGUUCUGGGGUAGGACGCAAGGGGGUAGAGUGGUACAUCGCGGAAAAGCCAAGGGCAAGAAGUGA